Molecule: messenger RNA, 1209 nt
Organism: Zea mays
Lineage: Eukaryota; Viridiplantae; Streptophyta; Magnoliopsida; Poales; Poaceae
Exons: 3
Coding region: 206-562 (118 amino acids)
Source: RefSeq, a predicted model, not a curated record
CGUAACGCCUCCUUCCUUCAUCCGCUUUUUAUCUUAAAAUAAACCGGCGUCUCCUGCCCUGGCUGGGACGCCGCUGCUGACAGGGCACCUGAUGGAUUGAUUUCCUCGAGCAGUCAGCGGCGCUAAAGAGUCACGAGCUUACUGGUUGUAAGCAACGAUCGACGAACGAGGGGUGUAGGGAGUGGAAGGAAGAGGCUCAGCGUUCAUGGAGAGCCGCAAGGAGGCGGCGGUGGGGUGGAUGACGGUGCCGGCGUUCGGGGAGUGGGACGUGAAGAACGGCGCCGUGCCGGACUACUCCAUGGACUUCUCCAAGAUCCGCGAGAUGCGCAAGCAGAACAGGCGCGAGCUGUCCCGGGCCAGCCUCGGCGGCGGCGACGACGACGACGACGACCUACUCCAGAAGAAGCAGCAGCAGCAGCAGGAGGAGGGAAGCAAGGCCCAGCCGCGCAACAAGCCCUCCGCCGCCGUCGCGGACGACGCCCACCGUCGAGCGCUGCACGACGACUCCCCUACGGGGAGGAAGAAUUUCCUGAGCUAUUUCCAGUGCUGUACCAGAGCGUGAAGAAACUCCCAAGACUUCUUCUUCCUCUGCUGCGCAGGUAGCUGCAUGUUUGGGUUUCCUUCUGAACUCCAGCAGUGUGCGACUCCGUAUCCCUAAAACGCGCGGCCGACACAUUCUCUCUCCUCUCCGUAUCCGGCUCCGUUUCCAGCAACACUCCCCAUCCCACUCCGCAUGCAGUCUAUGACACCUGGGGCCCGCCAGCAGGCGCGCGCGCCCGCGAGAGAGCUGCGGAGAGGAGAGAGAAAGCGUGGAAAUGGGGAGUCUGGGUACACGCCGUGCGUUUUACGGAGCCGGAUACGGAGCCUGCUGGACUGAUGAAUAGUGUGCUAGACUCCGCAAAAUACGGAUACGGAGCCGCAUGCGGAGUGCUGCUGGAGAUGGUCUAAUGUAUGUAAAGCAUGUCUGCGUAGUUAAAGUGUGUGAUCCUGUCACCCAUGCCAUGCAUGAGAGAGGGGAGGAACGCCCAUGGCUCACAGCUUCUAGUGCAGUGUGUUCUGAGAAAAAGGAUUGGAUCUGAUGAAGAAGGGUGUGGCUUGUGUGUGUGCUUUUUUGUAUGAGAUUGGAUGCACUUGAGAUGAUGUAUUGACGAUUGUCCAUCUUGUUUUUCCUUUUUCACCUCUUUAUUCAUUGUAUGCAUCUCUUGAUUU